Messenger RNA from Geodia barretti, 423 nucleotides. The record is from the annotation of a GenBank genome assembly. Lineage: Eukaryota; Metazoa; Porifera; Demospongiae; Tetractinellida; Geodiidae.
UUAUCACGUGAUGCGUAGGCCUCCGAAAAUACUCCCAUGCGCAAUUUUAGCGUACGGAGCAUGCGCGUGUGGAGGAGGGAGAAGUGAUUGGGUUUCGAGGCUACUUAACUUACUCUCUCUCUCUAGCUCUCUCUCAAGAGAGGGCGGGGUUUGGUAUGAGCGCGCGCGCGCAUGCCGCCUGCAUUAUAAUAUUAUGCGCGCGCGUUUGCAGGACGACACGCACGGCGCACGUGAAGACGUAGCUAUUAUAUAUACGUUGAGUUCUUUCUCAGAUUGUGAACAUUUUUUAGUGACGAAGGUGAUCAAAAAGUGGACCAAUACGGGCAGAGGGGUGACCAAGUGAAGAAAUGGAUUGGCCAUCAUCAGACUGGUGAUGUGGCUGGGGCUGGAGUGCUGGUGGCUGGGGUGCUGGGGGCUGCAGUG